Molecule: messenger RNA, 241 nt
Organism: Paramecium primaurelia
Lineage: Eukaryota; Ciliophora; Oligohymenophorea; Peniculida; Parameciidae
Source: the annotation of a GenBank genome assembly
AUGGAUGUAGCAGAGAAUUUAUGUGAUAAGAUUGCUAUUUUAGUUAAGGGAUAAAUUCAUGUAAUUAAUAUAUAUUUAAUAUUAUUAGAUACCAAGUUAAUCUUUCAAUUUUUACAACACAUAUGUCUCAUUAACAGAACUUGUCUAAAGAAAAUUGAUCCAUGAUUUCUCAAUUUAUCAAUCAUCUUUAUAAUCAGUAUUUCUUUAAUUUUCAAAAUCCCAACAUGACUAAUAUAAUUGA